UUUAAAUUUAACUUGUGUGGAAUCCCCAGAUCAUCCUAUUCAAGCGACUUGAGUGUACUUCUUAUUUGUAGCUCUUCCUAAAUUAGCUGAGUUUGAGUGAAAAUGGCUUCCAAAUCAGGAAAGUCAUUGAUUUUCUGUCUAAUUCUGCUAAAUUUCUGCAUGUAUGUGAUCGUGGCCGCCAUUGCUGGUUGGGCACUGAAUAAGGCCAUCGAUCAUGAUUAUGUUGUUACUGGUGCAGGAGGUUCUAUACCAGUUGGGUUCUCCUUUGAGGCAUUGAAUUUUCCAAUAGGAAAUGAAGCCACUGGUUUUCUGGUGAUUUUUGCUCUGUCGGCUGGUGUUGUGGGAGUAGCCUCUUGCCUUUCAGGACUCCAUCAUUUGAAGGUCUGGACAGAAGGAAGCUUAGCUUCUGCUACUUCAACAGCCUUGACAGCUUGGGCUAUUACUCUUCUUGCCAUGGGGUUGUCAUGUAAGGAGAUUCAUUUACAUGGGAGAAGCAAAAGAUUGAUAGCAUUGGAGUCUUUUACUAUCAUUUUGUCUGGAACAAAAUUAUUAUAUAUUAUAUUUCUUCAUGCUGGAUUUUUAGAUGGAAAAGAGUAAUUCUAUCAAAAUAUUUGUAAUGCUACAACUACAAUUGAAUCAGAAAGGAACUUCAACUAUAUCUUUUGGAGUAUAAUUACGUAUCCACUUGUGCCCCCAUCCCCCAUUCUUCAU
Molecule: messenger RNA, 711 nt
Organism: Cryptomeria japonica (Japanese cedar)
Lineage: Eukaryota; Viridiplantae; Streptophyta; Pinopsida; Cupressales; Cupressaceae
Product: membrane protein PM19L-like
Exons: 4
Coding region: 103-597 (164 amino acids)
Source: RefSeq, a predicted model, not a curated record